Capsaspora owczarzaki ATCC 30864 is the source of this 744-nucleotide messenger RNA. RefSeq lists its product as hypothetical. NCBI's taxonomy places the organism in Eukaryota, Filasterea, Ministeriida, Capsasporidae. The record is from RefSeq and is a predicted model, not a curated record. The transcript has 4 exons. Bases 24 to 560 code for a protein of 178 amino acids.
UUUUUUUUUCUAUUUGAUUUACAAUGAGCUCGAGUGACGAAGACGCAGAGCGCAGCGACGGCUCCGGCCAUGUUCUGGCGAGCAAGCGCAAGUCCAAGAAGCUGCUUGGCCAGCGCACCAACACCAAGGCGCAAUGGCUGCUCGGGGCGGACAACCCACACCACUUGCCAGAGGACUUGCACAAGUUCAUCCAGACGUCGGGCGCCGUGCAGACUGCGCUGCUCGCUCCGGCCUUCCUGUCGCCGUUGGCGGUCUUGCAGCUUGUUGGAGUGACCGCCGACGAGCUCACCACCCGCAUCACCGCCGCUGCCAUCAUGGGCCUUGGUGUUUGCAAGUACACACUCUCGGAUAACGGCUUUUCCGCCGUGCACACGCUGACUUCCGUCGAAGGCCUUGUUUCGACCUUGGCGGCCACCGGGGUUAUUUUGUCGCUGCUCGAGCGUCCCGCCGCCCGAUCCGUGCCUGCCUACAUUAUGUUUGGCGCAUGUAUCGCUUCGAGCGCCGCUUCGUUCCUUGUUCAUCGACGACUGACCACUAUCGCCCGGGAUGCCAAUCGAUAAUCUGCUGGUGAUAUGAUGUUCCCUCGUCUGUAGUUGGGGGUUUUCAUCCCCACGCGACCACCCCCUGUCGCUCUUCUUGCAUUGCUCUUUUUUGUUGAAACUCUUUGCGAUGCUUCAACAUUUUCAUGUGUGAAAUUGGUUUUACGUAGUGAAAUACAGACCAUGUUUUUAAGACCAAACAACC